Molecule: messenger RNA, 4033 nt
Organism: Clunio marinus
Lineage: Eukaryota; Metazoa; Arthropoda; Insecta; Diptera; Chironomidae
Source: the annotation of a GenBank genome assembly
AGUUUAAAAUGAAUCAUAAAGAACAAAAAACCAAACCAAAAAAUCCCCACGAUGCCGCAUCGAGAUUCAGUAAAAUGACUUUUUGGUAUCUUCGAAGUUUGUGUAGAUUAGGACUCAAACAACAAAUAACAGAAGACGAUAUUUAUCAAACAUUGAAGUCACAUGAGUCGAAAAGAAUUGGCGACAGGUUCACAAAUCUUUGGGAAGAAGAACUGAAGAAGAAACAUCCAAGUGUCUUAAGAAUGUUUUACAAAGCUUAUGGAUUGCCAGUGCUAUUAGUUGGUUUAUCAUUCUCAAUUUGUGAAACAAUAAAUCGCUGUGCACAGCCUUUGUUUCUGGGAGCUCUACUUACAAAUUUUUUGGAAACAGACUCUUCAAAGAGUUCUGCUUAUUUCUAUGCAACCGGAAUCGUAUUAUCUUCAUUAAUCCCUGUUUUAACAUUCCAUCCAUUUAUUUACUACAUUUUUGAAGUAGGAAUGAAAUUAAAAAUCGGUGCAUCGAGACUUGCUUAUGAUAAGAUAUUAAGGAUGACGAAAUCUUCACAAGUUGAUGGACUUCAUGGACGUUUAAUAAAUUUAUUAUCAAAUGAUUUCUCAAAAUUUGAUCUUGCACUUUGCUUCAUUCAUGAUCUCUGGAAGGGACCCUUUGAGACAAUCCUUCUUGGCUAUUUAGCUUAUCGUGAAAUGGGAAUCUCAGGAAUUAUUGGAAUUAUUUAUAUCUUAUCAUUCGUUCCAAUUCAAUCUUACAUUGGAAAGAUGUCAGCGACAUUCCGUGACCGAACAACAAAACGUACUGACAUUCGAGUAAGACUAAUGAAUGAAAUUAUCAACGGAAUUCAAAUCAUAAAAUUCUAUGCUUGGGAGAAAAAUUUCGCGAAAAUCAUAGCAAAGUUAAGACUUAAAGAAUUGAAAGCUGUUCGUGGAAGUUCAUACAUUAUGGCGCUAUUGUACUCAUUGUGGAGUGUAUCGAGAGUUUCUCUUUUCCUAACACUCAUUAGCUACGUUUAUGCUGGCAAUGUGAUCACAGCCAGACAAGUUUUUGUCGUGACGGGCUUCUACAAUAUCUUAAACAUGUCAAUGGUUCAUUUCUGGCCUUUGGCAAUAACAUUUUGUGCUGAAGGUUACGUGUCAUCUAGACGUCUUAAAGAGUUUCUUCUUAUUAAAGAAACAAAGUUGAAUGUGAAAACGAAAGACGAUGGCGAUUCAAUCGAUAAAAUUAAGAAGGCAAAUCUGAUGAAAUCCGAUGAUUUUGUGUCAUUAAUUCCGUCAAAAAGAAUUCAAUACAAGGAGUCAAAUGUUAAAGGUGCUAUCAAGUUUGAUAAUGUUACAGCUGCUUGGGUGAAUGAAGAUGGCGAAGCGACAACUGGAUUGACAUCCAUAAAUCUUAGAAUAGAUUCAGGAAAUCUUUAUGCGAUCAUUGGUGCUGUUGGAUCAGGAAAAACUUCACUUCUUCAUGCCAUUUUAGGCGAACUUGAAUUAGACGCUGGUUUGCUUGAAAUUCAUGGGUCGUUGAGUUACGCCAAUCAAGAAUCAUUCAUUUUUGAAGGAAGUGUUCGUAGCAAUAUUUUAUUCACUGAAGAAUAUGACAGAGAUCGUUACAAUGCAGUUGUUUCGGGAUGUGGACUCGUGACAGAUUUUGAAUCGUUUGAAUAUGGCGAUGAGACUUUGGUUGGUGAACGUGGAAUAUCAUUGAGUGGAGGUCAAAAAGCGAGAGUGAAUUUAGCGAGAGCUGUCUACAAAAAAGCUGACAUUUAUCUCCUUGCCGAUCCACUGUCGGCUGUUGAUAGCCAUGUUGGUAAAAAUAUCUUCAAUGAUUGUAUCGUUAAAUUAUUGAAAGGAAAAACUGUUUUGUUGGUGACACAUCAAGUUCAACAUCUUAAUAAGAUGGAAAAUAUCUUAAUUAUUGAUAAUGGUCAGAUUACAGCUCAAGGAUCUUACGAGGAUUUAAAAUCAAUGGAUUUGGCACUUUUAGCUGCCAGUGAAAAUGUGCAUCAUGAAAAGAAAGGCAACGAGGAUAAAUCUGUCGAUGAAUUAACAAAAAUGUUGUUAGAUGAAAUCGAAACAAAGCCUGAAGAAGAAAAAGAACUUCAAGAGGGUGGAACUGUCAGUUUGAAUGUCUACAAAAAGUAUUUAAAAUCAAUUCAAAGUAUUGUACUUGUGAUAUUUGUUUUGGCACUUCGUGUAAUUAAUCAAGGAAUUGCAUCAUUUAUUGAUUAUUUUGUCGCCCAAUGGGUGAAUUGGGAAGAGUCGGUAGCAAGUGAUAGUAAAACAAAUCUUUCUAAUAACAAUAAUCUCACUGAGAUUCACAAUUUCACUUUAACUUUGGAUGAUGAAACGAGCUUAGUCGAUGAACAGAGACAAAAUUUCGUCAAUUAUUACAUCAUAAUUAUUGUAACUUUUGUUGUGACCAUUUUAAUGGCUGAGUUUUCAUUCUUUUAUGCUUUAUUAAGAGCAUCAAAGAAUCUUCACGACAUGAUGUUUCGAGGAUUGACGAAGACUUUUAUGCAAUUUUUCAAUCAAAAUCCUUCAGGAAGAAUAUUAAAUAGAUUUUCGAAAGAUAUUGGAAGCAUCGACACUCAACUUCCCAACACACUCUUCGAAUGUACUUGUUUCGUACUUGAAAUCAUCGCCAUUAUGAUUCUUGUUUCUAUCGUAAACGUUUAUUUCUUAAUUCCAACACUUUUUAUGGGAACUUUACUUUAUGGAAUACGACAUGUCUAUGUGAGUACAUCGCGUAAUGUUAAAAGAGUUGAAAGUAUUACGAGAUCACCAAUUUAUGCCCACACAAAUGCAACGUUACAUGGAUUAAGUACAAUCAAAGCGCUGAACGCUGAAGAAUCAGUGAGAGAAAAUUUUAACAAUCACUUGGAUCACAACACUUCAGCAUAUUUCAUGUUUUAUACGCUCACAAGAGGUUUUGCUUUCUGGGUAGAUCUUCUUACAGUUCUUUACAUUACUGUCAUUACUUACACAUUUGUUCAAAUGGAUGCAUCUCAAAUACCAGGCGGCAAUGUUGGUCUUGCAAUUACUCAAAUUAUCGGUUUGAUUGGAAUGACACAAUGGGGUAUAAGACAGACAAGCGAACUUGAAAAUCAAAUGGUGUCUGUUGAAAGAGUCCUUGAAUAUUCUGAGCUUCCGUCAGAAGAAGAAAGUGGAAAUGAUUUGAAGAAACAAGCGCCAGUUGGAUGGCCUUCAAAAGGAGAAAUAGAAUUCAAAGAUCUUUCAUUAUUCUAUAACAAUGAAGUUAAACCAGCAAUCAGAAACUUAAAUUUUGUAAUAAAGCCUAAAGAAAAAAUUGGAAUUGUCGGACGAACGGGUGCUGGCAAAAGUUCAAUAAUUCAAGCGCUUUUCCGUAUGACUAAAAUUGAGGGAAAAAUUGAUAUUGACAACAUCGACACGCAAAGUUUAACCCUUCACGAGCUGAGAAAAAAUAUUUCGAUAAUUCCACAAGAUCCAGUUCUAUUUUCUGGUUCACUACGAUCCAACUUGGAUCCAUUUGAUGAGAAUAAAGAUGAAGCUAUUUGGAGUGUUCUUAAUCAAGUCGAACUAAAAGAAACAAUUUCAUCUUUAGCUGGUGGAUUGGAAUGUAGAAUCUCAGAUGGUGGUUCCAAUUUCUCGUUAGGACAGAGGCAGUUGAUAUGCUUGGGUAGAGCCCUUCUUAGAAAGAACAAAAUAUUAGUUUUAGAUGAAGCGACAGCCAGUGUUGACUACAACACUGAUUCGUUGAUUCAGAAAACAAUAAACACAGAAUUUUCUGAAUGCACAGUCUUGACUAUUGCACAUAGACUGCAUACAGUUAUCAAUGCAGAUAAAAUCUUAGUAAUGGAUGGUGGAACAAUGGUUGAAUUCGAUCAUCCGCACGAGUUACUUAAAAAUGAAAAUGGUUUCUUUACAAAGCUUGUGAAGGAAACUUCUUCUCAACUUGCGGGUAUGGCGAAAGACAAUUAUGAUAAAAUGAAUUUGAAAACAGUUCCUAAUUUGUAAUAUUUUCUCACUUUUUAUAAAUAAAUAAUUGCUUUGCCUUCAUAUCAACA